Molecule: messenger RNA, 25136 nt
Organism: Callithrix jacchus (white-tufted-ear marmoset)
Lineage: Eukaryota; Metazoa; Chordata; Mammalia; Primates; Cebidae
Gene: SERTAD2
Product: SERTA domain containing 2
Cellular component (GO): nucleus
Molecular function (GO): transcription regulator activity
Source: RefSeq, a predicted model, not a curated record
ACGGUAUCUACAGCAUUUACAGCUACGCUCAUACCAGGUUAAGAAGAAACUCAGUAAAGAAACGGGACGUAUUUUGGAGCUGUUUCGACCUGCCCACACCCUACCCUGACUUUCCCAGAAAACAGGCGAGCAAGCAAGGGGCAAAUGCGACGGCCAAGCCUCCCGCCUACGGCUUCCAGCCUCCUCAGAUCCCGGCGCACAGCCCCGCCGGACUUCCCCCGGAGCCGCCUCCAAGAGCGGGCACUGCGUGAUCUGAUUCACUCCAAAUCCGGCUGUCCCCCAGGGGUGGAGUUUGACCGCUGGGGCUCCCCGGCAGCGCUAGGCAGAGGCGUUGCAGCAGCAGCAGCCGCCUGCACGCUGAGUAAGGAGCCAGCCUCCGCCGCCGCCUCCUCCUGCCGGCUCGGAGUAGGCAGCACAGCCAGGGCCUAUCGCUGCCAUGCAGCCAGCAGUGGGCCGCCGCUCCCCCCGCGCGGCCCCGGCCCUCACACUGUUAUUUGCGUGACUGACCCGAGCCGCGCGGGAGGGGAAGGCGGGCCCGGCGAGGCGCUGGCGGGGAGGGGGAGGCCGGGCCCGCCCGCUCCUUCUACUCUGGCCGGCUGCGGAAGCUCUCUCUUCCCCAUUGGCCAUACGCUCGCGUCCAUCACUCCCGCGAGACGCUUCGAUUGGCAGAAGGCGCACUUCUGGCGAAGACGGCCGAGUGACUCCGCGGCUCUCCGGCGCCUCCUCCUUCCCUCCACCCCCCACUUUAACGUCCACCCACCUCUCCCCACCCCCUACUCCGCUGCCCCCGCCCCGCUCGCGGCAGUGUCCUUAGAAGACUCAUUGGGCCAGGGGCGCAGCCAGCCGCUUAACGAGCCGCGCCGCCAUAGGUCGAGGUCCACGCCCGUCGGAACGGCGGGCCUCACCAUUGGGUCGCUCCGCUCCGCUCCUGCCCCUUCAGUGCCGCACCCUCCCGUCGCCGCCUCCCUGCCCGGCUCUCUCUCUGCCCUCUUACCCCGCCCGUCCCCGCCGCAUCUCCCCAGUCCAGCUGGGCGGGGACUGCUGUACGACUCUGUAAAGUCUCCCAGACGUCCCCUCCCUCGCUGCCAUCCCGACCCGUCUCGGAGCUGGACCGGGUGCCGACUUCGCGGAAGGGGAGGCAUUACAACACAGAGUUUUAAAUUUCUCAGUCACUGGACAAAGUGGAGUAUGUGAAGGAUAUGAAGAAAUAUGGAUUAUUUCUCUUUUGAUAUCCAUCUUUUGUGUACUUGAUUGCUUGUUCAGCAGUGUCAUACUACAGAAUUUUGUAAAAUUUUAAUUUGGUUUCUUGGUUGUCCAUAGUUCAGAAGUACAAAUACCUGUCCAUAUAUGCUUUAUGAGGAUGUUGCCGUAUGCAUCUUUUUUUUGAAAUAAAAGUAAAAAUUAUGAGAAAUGGUUGCUGAGAAUUGGCUUCUGAGGUUGCUUUUUAGAAUUCAGCUGUUUUAAAAUGGUAUCACUCUUUUUGAAUGAAGUUCUGGGCUAGUUGUCCACAAGAUUCAAAUUAGGCCAAACCAAACAUGUUUUGAAAUAUUAAAGUACGGGAAAGGCCUCUUAGUAGUUCAUUCUCUCCUUCUCUUUCAGAGUAACCAGAAUAAGUUGUUACUAAAUUUAAUUUUAAAGAAUAGACUGUUCCUGUACUGAAAUCUGCGAAGUUGCUACAGAAACAUUUCUUUUUAAAGAGCAGAAAUGUGUUUAUGAUCAGCCCAAAGUAGUAAAGUCGAAAAGUGACUUAAAUGUAAAUGCUGUCUUAAAGAAAUGCUUGUCAUAAGCCCCAAAACCUUCCAGAGUGUUUCAGGAAGACUUAUACAAAGCCUUUUUGAAUUGUUUAAUAAAUUUUAUCAUGUGACCUUUUUUAUAAGAUCGAAUUAUUGAAAGAUCUCAUAGUACAAGGGAGUCAUCCUGCCAGAGUUUGAAUCUUACCACCAUCCCUCACUGGCUGUGUGACCUUGGGGACAUUUCUAAUCUGGCCUUUGUGGGUUUUGUCCUGUGGAUGGAAAGGAUGACUUCUCAAGGGGUUGUUAUAAGGUUGCAAGAGAGUACAUGUCACCGUGCACUCCAUGUUAGCUGCCCCAUCAUCACCAGUAGUCUCAGAGAGGUAUCUAGUGUAGUCGUUAAGAGUAGGACCUCAUGCUGGCUCGUGCUUAAAAUCCCAGCACUUUGGGAGGCUGAGGUGGGAGAAUGGCUUGAGCUCAGGAGUUUGAGACCAACUGGGUCAAGAUGGUAAGAUCCAGUCUCUACAAAAUCGUUUUAAAAACAAAAAAAGUGGGGCCUCCAGAAGCAGAUUUUGUAAGUUUAAGUACUAGCUUUUCCUCAUUAAAAGUACUAGGCCAAGUCAGCCUAGAUUCCUCAUCUGUAAAAUGGGAAUAAUAGCACCUACUUCAUAGGAUUAUUGUGAUUGCACAGAAUGAGUUAAUGUAUGCAAAGAUCUUGAGUAGUCUUUGGUGCAUCUUUGCAAGUUUAACUCUUAUGUGCCUUGUAUAUUUUGAAAUAUGAAUGACUAUUUUUUUAAAGAUUUUUUUGUAAAGAUAAAAAUUAUUGUUACUAAAAUAAGCAUAAUUUUUAUCAGUAUGCCUGAUGUUUUAUGGGAUUUAUACUUUUAUUCUAGAGUUUGUAUGACCCUCUAAGAAAUACAGCUACUGGGCCAGGCACAGUGGCUCAUUCCUCCUCUAAUCCCAGGAUUUAGGGAGGCUGAGAUGGGAGUAUUGUUUGAGCCCAGGAAUUUGAGACCAGCCUGGGCAACACAGCGAAACCCCAUCUCUACAAAAGAUACAAAAAUUAGCUAGAUGUGGUGGCAAAUGAUUGUAAUCCCAGCUAUUGAGCACUGGAGGUGGAGGCCGCGAUGAGCCGUGAUUACGCCACUGCAUGCACUCCAGUUGGGUGACAAGACCUGUUUUUUUUUUCUUGAGACGGUCUCACUCUGUCACCCAGGCUGGAGUGCAGUGGCACAAUCUCGGCUCACUGCAACCUCCGCCUCCAGAAUUCAAGUGAUUCUCCUGCCUCAGCCUCCCUAGUAGCUGGGAUUACAGGCGUAUGCAACCAUGCCCAGCUGAUUUUUGUGUUUUUAGUAAAGAGGAGGUUUCACCAUGUUGGCAAGGCUGGUCUUGAACUCGUGACCUCAAGUGAUAUACCCGCCUCAGCCUCCCAAAUUGCUGGGAUUACAGGCAUGAGCCACCACACCUGGCAAGACCCUGUUUCAAAAAAAAAAUAAUAAGGAAAAGAACUUUAGCCGAUCCCCUUUCAUUUAAACUUGCAUAAUAGAAUGUACAUACCUCUAUUGUAAGUGUAACACAUAUCACACAUUUGCUGUGAUCUGUGACUUUCUCUCCUGUUAAACAGAAAACUCUUUGAGGGUAAGAAUAGUAUUUCAUUUAUAAUUUAAUCUCCAGUGCCCAGUGCCUUGUAUUUAAAGAAGCUUAAUUAAUGCCUGUGAAAUUAAUUAAAACUCUCAUGUUUAUAGUAGUUGAGUGACAUUAUAAGUGCUAUUGAAGAGAAUGCUAUUAUUUGUAUUAUUGAAUUGAAUUUUCACUUUCUCAAUUAUUUUUGCAAAUAGAGAAUAAAUGAGAGGAAUUACACUAUAAUUUACUUUUAAUUAUGGAACUUUUUUAUUUUCAAGGUUAAACAGAAAAGUAUCCCUCUUGUAUCCUCCUUUGAUACCUGACAUGUCCAGUUUUUAAUCAUAGUCUUCUGACUCCCACACUUUCUGUCAUUAAAUUGGAUAUUGUUAAUAAUUAAUAUGAAUUAUAUGAAUUAGAUUUGGAAUGUCUCAAAAAUGAUGAUAUGAUGUUAUCUGCUACAGAUUAAUGAUAAUAAAGAGAAUUUAUCAGCCUAAUCCUAUGAAAUUAAAAUGGCACCAUUUCCUUCAGGACCACAUCCUUAUUCUCUUUCCAUUCAAGAGUGAAACUCCUUCUCUUGAGCAGUCUUAAUAAAUAAUUAGCUAUUGAAAUAGCUGCACCAGGAAUCAUAAAGGAAGUAUAUGUAAUUGGUAAAUAAGACCCUUACACUUUAAACUUCACCAAACGCUUAAUAGGUGUUAUUCAAUUGGGGAAUAUAUUUUUAAAAAUAAGCAAAGUUGAUGGGGCCUACCACCUGUCUCAUUUAUAGAAUCAUUCUAUUUUACUUGUCAAUAAAAUCCAGUCUAAUUACUGAGUCCUCUGAAGUUAUAAAAAGCCAGAAUUAUGUUUCAUUAGAGAUCCUUGAUGAUAAAGUCUGAAUACUAAUCUACUCAGAAUUGUUACAGUGUUCCAUCAUAUUGUUAAAACUUUUCAAACACAUAUAUGAAAUAUCUAUUACAAUGUGCGUAAUUUUGUAUAUAUAAAUCUUUGUUUAACCAAAUCAUCAGUUAUCCAGUUUUGUUGAAAAUAUUACAUUUUCAUUGGCUAAAACAAUUAAUUUAGAAAACUUGUCCUUUUUUUUUUUGCUUUUAUACAUUUAAAGCAGCUGAUCUAAAGUGAAACUUUAAAAAUUAAUGAUUUAUAAGCACUUAGAAACUGUACUUUGGUGUCUGGUAUGCAAGACUGAAAGUCUCUUUAUUUUUCAUUUGACGCAUUUUAGCAUGACAUUUAUUCUGUAGUUCAUACCUCUUUCAGCUUUUUUUUUGUGUGUGUGUGUGUGAGGAUGUUUGGGUGUUUAUUAGUAUUUUACAGACAUAUACAAUGUCUGCAGGUUUUGUUUAAAAACCAGUGUUUGUUGUGUAUAAUUAUUUGGAAAGAAGAGCAAGGAGGGGUCGAAGUAACCUUUGAGGCUUGUGAUUUCUACCCUUGUCUUCUUAUAUUAGGAAUAUAGAUAACUACCUAUAUAUUUUAUUACUAAUUAAAAGGAGAAGGAAAUAAUAUGUGCAUUAUCUUAUGACCUAAACUAAGAAUUAAGGUCCACAAAGUUCUGUACGGAGUGAUGCUACUGAUUGGCAUGUGACCUUGAGCAUUACACUUAACCUCUACCGCUCUCCAUGAGUGAAGGCAUUUACCCUCUGCUCACUCACAGAGGAAGUUGUAGGGGUCAGCUGUAAGUGCUUUUUGAAAGCAUUUGAGAAGGACACAAUGCAAGCAAAUACAAAGUAAACAUUAGCAUUUAGAAAUGAGUAUUUGUUCAUCAUUAUUUAAAAGUUGUGAUCUUUCAGAUUUUUUAUCUAAAGGGCAUUUUUUCUUUUAAUUUUAUAUGUGAAGAGACUUCUUACUAGUAUGUUCACAAAAAUGUAUAUAUGAUACCUUUUAAAGAAGCAAGGAACUUUGGUUUAGCUGAAUGGGGUUUUAAAUGUUAACACUGAGUUUUUGGUACAUCCUGAGUUAUAGCAGAUGUUGCUAUUCUUGAGAACAAACUUCAGGUAUCUGAGAAGUAAUACAUUUUAUUAAGUUAAAGUUUAUAAAGCUUACACUUGCAUUGCAGGAAAGCAUGUUGAGACUUAGAUUCCAUUUAGCCAUCUAUUCAAAUAGAAAAAUUAUAUUAUUUACUUUUAAAUUUCAAAAGAAUUACCUAGCUAUAGGACCCCUCUUGUUUUAUUACUAUUUUUGAGAAGAAUGGAAUCCCUGGAAAGGACCCUUCUUUAUACCCAUUUUUUUUAAACCUUGAAUGAAGUGAAAUAUGCAUAUUUCAGACUAUAGUGGCAUGGAGAAUUUGAUUUAUUUCAGCUAAUUUUGUAUUUCAGAAAGCUAGGGAGCACAGGUGUGGAAAGGCUGUAUUUUAAGAAACAAGUGUUUUUUUCCCCCUUUCUUGUCCCUAAGAAUGAGUUAUGAAUUAUUAAAAUUUAAAAGUCAAAGACUUAGAGUUAGCAUUAUAUACAGUUUUGUCUCUCUGAUUAAUAGCAGAAUUAUCACAACCUCAUAAUAUUACUCACUUUUUUUUGUUUUUUGAGACGAAGUGUCACUCUGUUGCCUACGUUGGAGUGCAGUGGCGCGAUCUCGGCUCACUGCAACCUCUGCCUCCCGGGUUCACGUGAUUCUCCUGCCUCAGCCUCCCGAGUAGCUGGGAUUACAGGUGCAUGCCACCAUGCCCUGCUAAUUUUUUGUAUUUUUAGUAGAGAUGGGGUUUCACUGUGUUCUCCAGGAUGGUCUUGAUCCGCUGACGUCAUGAUCCACCUGCCUUGGCCUCCCAAAGUGCUGGGAUUAUAGGCAUGAGCCACCGUGCCUAGCCCUGAUAUUACUAACUUUUUUAAGUAAAUAUGAAAUUCUAGUGUACUCAGAAUAACAACUAUUAAAACAAGUAAGGCAUGUAAAGAAAUAUUAUUUCUUUGAACUGACAUUAAGAAGAGUGAAUAAUGAUCCUCAAAUGUGAGGUUUCUGAGCAGAAAGCAACUUCAAAAAACAUAUUGUCCUUACUGUUCAGUAGCCAACUGAAUGAAACUUAGAAUCAUCAGUUUUCUUUUUGAAUUUAAAGUUCACAUUGAUGUUUAUAAUGUGUGUGUGUUGAUAUCUAUAACUCUUUGGUUUUGAAUAUUUACCUUUAACAUAUUAAAUGAAAUGACCAAACUAAUCUACCUUUUAUUUAAAUUUUAUCUAUUUUUUACAACCUUCUUUUUGUUCUUACAUUGUAUUUCAGUUUUCUUAAUAUUUCCAUGUUUUCCUUUUUCCUUUUAUGCAGCAUAUUUUUUUAUUUUACUCUAUCUUCUGUCUUCCUCCCAAGAAUCAUAGGAAUUCUUUUUCCUUGAUCAUAGCAGGUUUUUUCCGUUAGCUCCCUUUGCAUUUGCCUCUAUAUAAGGUAUGGAGUAGGGGUUAUUUAUUUAUUUUAGUCUGCUUUAUGAGACUGAUGGAAAGACAUUCUCCAUAGAACAUUCGCCUUGCCUUGUUUCAGAAGAUGAGCUCUCUGAUCAUCUUAUCUACACAAACUUAAGGGACCACAUCAUAAACCUAAGACCAAGUUUUAGCUUGUGUGAGGUGGUAACAAGGGAAAACUGUAACAUGUUUAUUAUUUACUGAUUUUCUAUUAAUCUAUUUUAUGUGGAGGAGCCCAGAUUUUUUUCUGUUCACAUCAUCUUGAAAUGUCCAAGCUUUUUUUUUCUUUCCCUCCAUAUCUGGUGCCCCGGUAAGUUUUGGAGGUUGUUUCUGCCAUGAUCAUCGCCACCUGACCACGAGGAGGGUGACUUGCCCGAGAACAUCACAUUAGCUGGGAUGAGCAGCUCCUUUGUUUUGUUUUGUUGUUAGCUCCUUAAAACCAGGCAGAACAUCAGACCAUGUCCACUGUGAGAUUUUCUAAUGUUCACCAUUGUGGAAUUAUUAAUGGUCCCUAGUGAAGUAACCAUCAGCUUCAUUAUCUUCCAUGGUUUCAACUCAAAUGAAAUGUAUCCCUUUGAGUUAACUUUAGUUUUGAUUUUAAGAGUUCUUAUCCAGAAAAUCAAAGUAUAAAAAUAAACAUGUAUUUUUAAAUGUAAAAGAUUUACAUAAAAAUCCUAUAAGUAAAAAAGUUUUUGUAAGUACCAAACUUCAUUGAUCUGGAGAAAAUAUUUAAUAGUUUCUCAGAAUAUCUGAUAUUAUUCAGAUAUCAGUAGUAAAAGAGCUUUAAAUUUGAUUAAGCAAAAAUAAAUCCUCCUUUUGAUUUAAAAAGCAAAGUCUAUUUUUACUUUUUAUUUAAACAAUUUGAAUACAAAAUUAGAUAAACUGAGUUUUGGAGUUGAUUAAAUAAGGAUUUCCCAGAAGUGGUACUUUAUAAAAUGUAUGCCUUGUGGAAGAAGUUUGAUCUUUAUUAUACAGAUACAUCCCAUUUUUGGCUUCUGUUCAUUUACUCAUGUAGUUAAUUCAACAGGUAUUUAUUGAGCACUUACUAUGGGUUAGCUACUCUUGAUAAACACGUUUGAAAUAGUGGGGAAGAAGAGGGAUGAAUAUGCCUGCCCUUAUGGAAAUUCCAAACUAUUUUGGGAGUGUUUACAACUUGUUAUCUAUUAUUUGGUGUAGUUAUAAUUAAGCAUUAUACAAUAAUGACCUGAAAAAAGUAAGGAUUCUUUCAAUGGAUUUUACGCCUGCUGACUUGGUGUAAAAGAAACCCUAAAUCCUAAAACAAAAUUCCACUUAAGUGGACAAUUCUUAUUUGAAUUUGAGUUGAAAUAUUAAAAAACAAUACUGUCAGUAGUUUCUAACAGAAAUCAUGAAUCAUCCUCAUUUCUGAACCCUGGAAAACCUUACAGUGGACAGAGUCUGAAAUUUCUCCUAGGUUUUCUUUACACUUUUAAGUUGUUUUCUCCUAUUGCUUUGUUUUUUUUGUAACAGAGCCUGAGAAUAAGGAUAGCACUGAAAAUUGCACAAUGGAAAUGGAGGCAUCUCUGCUAUAUUGCAUAAUUAACAAGAAAAUCUUAAGUUUUCUUUGUCUUAAGAAAUUAGUAUACAUUAAGAACUAAUUUUUUGUUUCUAUGAUUGUACUAUGUAAUUUCCUUAACAAACAAAUAAAAUCCUUAGGGUUUAUUUCCACCUCGAAUGUUAAAGUAGAUAUACCUAAGUAUCUAUGCAGUAAAACUAGCAUUCAUACUGUAUAAUAUAUAUUGAUUUUUAUUAAUUGUUUUAUUUUUAUUCAUAAAUGUUUAAUACGUGUCCUAAGUGCUUGAGGGUAUCAGAGGCUAAUAAUAAGAAAUGUCAUCUGCUUAUAAUGGUGUUCACAGUCUAGUUAGAGACAAAAGAACCCCACAUGAAAAUUAAAGCAUUUAUAUUAGGUAAUAUGUGAUUUAGCUUAGUGGGAAGUCUAGUGUAGGCCACUACAGUAAGCCUAAUCUUGCAUCAAGUGAACUUACUAUGUAGAAGAAGUUCUAGGUGGCCUUCCUGGGAAUCCAUCCUUCCUUUUAAGUCUGGACAAAGAUGGUUAGCAGGCUUUCUUUUUAUGUUAAUUAUCUAGAAAGUCUUUUUGUCCUUGGACACCUAAGGGUAGAAUAUUCUCUGCGCUAGCUGUUGUAGUGCCUCAGCAAGAGAGGGAGGGAGGAAGAGGGAAUGGAGCACACAUUCUACCCAUUUAUUACAUUCACAAGCUAUCACCUUUGGAAGCAAAAAUUGCACCUGAGAAUAGAAUAUAUGGACACAGUAUGAGUACAUUUUAGGUUCUUGAGAAUAACAAUUAUUUAAGACUGGGCACAGUAGCUCACGCUUACAAUCCGUGUGCCUUGGGAGGCUGAGUUGAGAAGAUUGCUUGAGGCUAGGAGUACGAGACCAGCAUGGGCAACAUAGUAAGACCCCUGUCUUCGAACACAAAAAACUUAGCUAUAGGUGGUAGUGCGCACCUGUGGUCCUAGCUAGCUACUUGGGGGGCUGAGACAGAAGGACGGCUUGAGCCCAGUAGGUUAAGGAUACAGUGAGCUAUGACUGAGCCACUGCACUCAAGCCUAGGCAACAGAGUAAGACACUGUUUAAAAAAAAAAUUAUUUCAGGCUGGGCGUGGUGGCUCACGUCUGUAAUCCAAGCUCUUUGGAGGCCAAGGCGGGUGGAUCACCUGAGGUUGGGAGUUCAAGACCAGCCUGACCAACAGGGUGAAACCCUGUCUUUAUAAAAAAAAAAAAAAUUAUUUCAAAGCUUUAUGAAGUCUGAUACAUCAAUAUGGGCCCCAUGGACAAAGGGAGUUCCCUGAAAAUGGAAGACUCACUGGAAGGGGAGUUAAAACGUGGAGUUGGAAGCUUUUGAUAGUUACUAGAGAUACUUCCUCAGUUUUCCCUAAAGUAGCCCUUCCCACAAGAUGGGUGUCCUCCAGGCCUAAUAUGACAAAUUUAGGAAGUUUGCAUAUAUUGCUGUGAUUUAUAGAUAUAAUCUUUGUAAAUUGUUUUGCUUUGGAAUUAGCUGAAGAUCCUGAUGUGUGUGUGUGUGUGUGUGUGUGUGUUUAAAUUCUCAAAUGUAAUGUGUGACUGUGGCUUUUGUUUUCAUUUUCUUGGAUAUAUGAAAAUAUUAAGCAUUGCUUUGUUUUUAUAGUGCAGGUGUUUGUUUAUUUGAAGCUAAAUCUAAGACAGAAUAAUGCAAUGUAUGCUUGCCUCUUAGAUUUAAAUUAGGGGGAAAAGUCCAGGUACAGUGGCUCAUGGCUAUAAUUCCAACACUUUGGGAGGCUGAGGAGGGCAGAUCACCUGAGGUCAGGAGUUUGAGACCAGCCUGACCAACAUGGUGAAACCGCAUCUCUACUAAAAAUACAAAAAUUAGCUGGGUGUGCUGGCAGGUGCCUGUAAUGCCAGCUACUUGGGAGGCUAAGGCAGGAGAAUUGCUUGAAUCUGGGAGGUGGAGGUUGCAGUGAGCUGAGUUCAUGCCACUGCACUCCAGCCUGGGAGACAGAGCAAAACGCCAUCUCAAAAUAAAUAAAUAAAUAAAAAGAAAUAAAUUAGGAGAAAAAAAUCCCCAAAGCCUCAGUGUUUAUUUUAUCUGUUAAUAAAAGUAUUUGGACCCUUAUGUGGAUACUUCCUUUUUCUUUUUCUUUUUUUUAAAGAUAAUCUGUAUGAAGAGUUUCUUUUCCUGAAAACUGUUUCUCCUAGAACCGUCACUCAAUCUAUAUGAUUCAAAAAGCCACUAAAGGUAGUUAUGUUAAUUAUCUAGAAAGUCGUGAUGGUUUUGAGGGUAUAUACAUAUGUCACAACUUACUAAAUUGUACAUUUUAAAUAUAUGCACUUAUCGUAUAUUAAGAACACUUUUUUAAAAAGCCACCCAGAUUGUAAGGUAUGUUAUCAAGAUAAAAUACCUGUUAUAAGAAUUAUAUUUUUUAAGUUUGUUAUUUAUUUUUUAUUUCUUUAUUUCAUCCACCAAAAGGAUAUUGAUGAGAUAUUUCAUUCACCUAUAUCUCAUACCCCAGACACACAUAUUUCAAGUAAGAAAGACAAAUAGAAUUAAGGAGGCCUUUGUGCCUAUUGAAAUUUAGGUAUAGGACCUUAGAGAGCUUUUUACCAUAUGUAAAAAUAUGGAGAAAAGACUCACUAGAGUAUCUUUAAAUAAUUUGCACAAAUUUGAAUGUGGAGAAUUGGAGUUGUGUAUUCUUCAAGGAAUCCUUUUCUUAUAGUUUAACAGAUUAUGACUCAUCUUUGGCAAGGAGUAAAGAGCAUGAUUUUAGUGAGGCUCUUUCCUCCCCUUUUCUUUCUUUCUUUCUUUUUUUUUUUUUUAGAAGAGGUUAAAUGGCUUAAUGCUUUUUAAAUAUUCCUUUCUCUCCCCCGCAUGUUAUACAUUAAAUUUUGGCAUGUUGGGCCAUAGACUCUGUGAAUAGAUUUGUUUAGGGAAAAACUAGGUUUGUUCCAUUAUUCUUGCUUCUAUGGUCUUGAGCACAGUACAGAUACCUUGAUAUGUUUGUUAGUUGGUGGUUUAAUGUUAACCGAAUAUUCCUUAUGUUAUCCAGUAUAUAUUAUAUCAGGUAAAUUUCUGUAUGUAUAAUAUAAAAAAAAUUUUUUUUUGAGACAGGGUCCUGCUCUGUCACCCAGGCUGUAAUACAGUGGUAUGAUCACUACCCACUGUAGACUCAGCCUCCCAGGCUCAAGCAAUCCUCCCACCUCAGCCUUUUGAGUAGCUGGGUCUACAGGUAUACACCAUCACUCCUAGAUAAGUUUUAAUUUUUUUUUUUUUUGAGAUGUUUCGCCCUUGUUGCCCAGGCUGGAGUGCAAUGGUGCUGUCUUGGCUCACUCCAAUCUUUGCCUCCCAGGAUCAAGUGAUUCUCCCUCCUUGGCCUCCCGAGUAGCUGGAGUUACAGGUGCCCACCCACCACACCUGGCUAAUUUUUUGUAUUUUUAGUAGAGAUAGGGUUUCACCAUGUUGGCCGGGCCGGUCUUGAACUCCUGACCUUCAGGUUAUCCACCUGCCUUGGCCUCCCAAAGUGCUAGGAUUACAGGGGUAAGCCACCGUGCCCAGUCAAUUUUUAAAUUUUUUUGUAGAGAUGGAAUCUUACCAUGUUGUUCCAGCUGGUCUUGAAUGCCUGGCCUGAAGCAAUCCUCUUGCCUCAGCCUCCCAGAGUGCUGGGAUUACAGAUAUGAACCACAGUGCCAGGCUGAAGCUUCUUUAUUGUUGGAUUUAAUGCAUAGGUUAAAUUUAGAACAUUGGCAAAUUUUCAUGAAUUAAAAAAAUAGUCUAGAAAAAUGAUCAGAGUUGUGUUUCUGGGGUUGGGACUAUCAGGGCAUUAAUGAGUGAUUUGGAAGCUCUAGCUCUUUCUACAACACUGGUAGGAUAUAACCUAGAGGAGAAGCCCUGGGUUAUUGUAAUGUAGAGCCACACUGUUCUCUAGGAUGCUAUCUCUCAUACCAUAUUCCCCCAUACCCAAGCUUUCUAUUGUAGAACUUUUCAGACAUGUAGAAAACCUAACAGAAUAAUUCAACAAACACCCAUAUUCUCCCUACCCAGAUUCAGUAGUUAUUAACCUUUUGCUAUAUUGGCUUUAUAAGCCUGUCCCUCUUUCUCUGUAUGAAUACUUUUUACCUGUACCAUGUGAAGUUAAGUUUCAAGCAUCACAAAUACUUACCAUUAAACGCUUCAGAAUAUAUGUUCUGAGAAUAAGAACAUUUUCCUACAUAACCACAAUAGCAUUAUCACACCUAGGAAAAUUGGUAAUAACUUGGAAUGCUUUUCAAAAAAUCAGUUCAUUAAAGGCACAUGAAUUUAUAUUCUAGUAAAAAUUAAAUUCAUAUAAAGCGAGAAGUUUCAUAGAAUAUGGAAUUCUGGAAAUUUCUGGUAAAGAUACGCAUUUCUUCUCUGUGUUUGCUAGUAAGGCCACUACUUGAAACAUUUUUGUGAGGUAAACACAUUUUCUAUGUUUGGUGAGGUAAAAUAUUUCUGACUCUCCCAUUGUAUGAUCAUAGCCAUGAGAAGAAAGAAACAUUCUCAAAGAUCAUGUCACAGUGUGGUUUAGAGGAAAAAGCUCAGUUUUGAGUCAGAAGGAUCAGUGUUGGUUCAAACAGUUGCUCUGCCAACUUCCCUGCAGGUGACCUUGCAGUGAAGUUCUUGUAUCAGUUAAGAUGCUUUCAGAAACUGCCCUCAAGCUCACUGGAAUCAUUAGGAAAUGUGUUUUCAGAAAAAAUUCAGAGGCAGGGCAGGCUUCAGGGUUGGUCAGUUCUGUAGCUCAGGUUACGUGUCUUUCUGCUGUGCCAGGCUCCUUGUUGGCUCUGACUUUGUUUCAGCUUCUUCCUCCAGUGGGUUUAUAGCCAUACAUUACUAUAUUCAGAAGUCAGAAACCUCUCCACAGGGAUGGACUGUCAGUUUUCCUGUCUGAUCGGGCAUCUCAGCUCACUUCUGGACCAGUAACUGUCUUCAGAGAGCAUUCUGCCCUGGAUGGCUUGGACUGACCUGUAACCCUGACCCUAGAGCCAGGAUGGGGUUCCAUUAGGUAGAGGAAGGGAGGAAUAAAUGUUGGGUAUGUCUCUAAGACUCCAUUUUCUUUGCUGUAAAAUAGUAACAGUGAUAUCUACCUCUAUGCAUAUUACUUGUUAUCAAAUAAGUAAAGCAACAAACACAAAGCCGAUCUUUAAUAAAUGUUCAUUCGUGGCCCGGUGCGGUAGCUCACGCUUGUAAUCCCAGCACUUUGGGAGGCUGAGGCGGGUGGAUCAUGAGGUCAGGAAUUCAAGACCAGCCUGUCCAAUAUGGUGCAACCCUAUUUCUACUAAAAAAUACAAAAAUUAGCUGGGUAUGGUGGUGCACACCUAUAGUCCCAGCUACUUGGGAGGUUGAGGCAGGAGAAUCGCUUGAACCCAGGAGGUGAAGGUUGUGAUGAGCUGAGAUGGUGCCACUGCACUCCAGCCUGGGUGAUAGAGUGAGACUCUAUCUCAAAAAAAAUUAAAAUAAAAUAAAAUAAAUGUUAAUUCCUAUUCUUUCUUCUCUCCUUUCAAUCUUAUAUAAAAUUCCAUUUUCCUUUGAUGCUGCCACACUCCAUACUAGUGAGCAUUUGUCAGUGACUCUCCCUUGGCUGGUCUCCUACCUGACCUCUCACCUCACUGUCUAGGGCAUAGCAUUUUAUGUGAGCUUUGCAAAUUGGUCAGACCUUCCAUUAACCUAUCUUGCCCAUCUUAUUUUUUUUCUCAUAUAUUUCUUUUAAAUUUAUUCCAUAAUAUAUACCUAGAAACAUCUUCUAUUUCUCAACUUCACUUGAUAUUUUUCCAAAGCCAAGGAAGGGAAAUUGUUAACAAUGUGGACAAGGCCAGGCAUGGCAGCAAGUACCUGCAGUCCCAGCUACUCUGGAGGCUCAGGCAGAAGAAUCACUUGAGCCCAGGAGUGCAAGAUCAGCCUGGGAAACACAGCAAGACCCCACAUUUAAAAAAUAACACUUAAAAAAAAACAGUGUGUUGUACAUAUUUAUCAAAUGUGAAGAAAAAUGUCUUCAGCUUUACUCUUCAUAAAAACAGAGUUGAAAUAGAUUUCCCCUUUUAUGAAAAGAAAACCAUGAUGACCCAUGAAAAGGUCAGCAAAAUAAAGUGCUGUUUGAAAUAUAGUAUCUUGUUUGUCCAGGAUAGACCAGGUCUUUGAUAUUUCAGGAAAAUCUAGACUCACCACAGUAGUUUAGCUGCUCCAGUUUCAUCAGAACUUCCUUUUAAAAAAAAUUGUGUCUAAGUGGAGCAUGGUGGCUCAUGCCUGUAAUCCCAGCACUUUGGGAGGCCAAGGCAGGCGGAUGGAUCAUGAGGUCAGGAGUUUGAGAACAGCCUGGCCAACAUGGUGAAACCUCGUUUCUACUGAAAAUACAAAAAUUAGCCCGGUGUGGUGGUGGGUGCCAGUAGUCCCAGUUACUUGGGAGGCUGAGGCAGGAGAAUUGCCUGAACCUGGGAGGUGGAGGUUGCAGUGAGCCGAGAUCACGCCACUACACUCCAGCCUGGGUGACAGAGUAAGAGUCUGUUUCAAAAAAAAAAUGUGUCUAAUUUACCAAUAAAUCUUUUUUGGAUUCUUUUGUCUUGAACCCUCUCAUACCUACUUUAAGAGAGAGUCAUCUUCCGAAGAUGUGUUUUCCAAAUACUGUAUGUCGGAACAAUGGAGGGUCUUUGUUCAGGCAUGCCCUAUUGAAAAUAGAGAGAAAAGAAUUGUCGUAUUUUUUCACCCGGGGGAUUUCUAAAGCACUUCUGAAACACCUGUAAUGUCCUGCAAAAUUGCCACAACCCAAUUACAUGGGAUGAUUUUUCCUUUUGAAUUUUCUUCCAAAAUGACAGGAUUACUCUUAAAGGAAAGUUAUUGAUCCCUGUUGACCCCUGUAAGUAGAACGUUUUAACUCUGCCACCCUCCAUGGCAAGAGUAUAGAGGAAGGGUGAAAAGUCUGCUGUUCUGCUUGACUUGGAAGGUGCUGAACCCUGGCUUGUGCCUUUCUGUUACAUUUUUUUCAGUGUCUUUAAUUUUUAGAUUUAGUGGUAUCUAUUGAUCUUUUAGGCUCUGUGAAUACUGAAAAUACUCCGAUUUUGAAUGGUUCCAUCCAUAAUUCAGAGCUCCUGCUAGUAUGAAUCUUUUCAGCCAGAGAGAUGGUUUUUAAAGGAACUCUUUAAGUAUGUGUUGAUGUUUUUUACAUAUCUCAAAUUAGGUUCUGUUAUUGUAAUGCUGCAAAUGAAAGCAAAACUCGGAGAUAAAUUAUAAUUUUAUUGAAGAAGCCAGAGAAGGGACAUUGUGGCUAUAAUUUUGGUUAAAAGUGCUGAGUUUUGAGAAUAAAAAAUUUGAAAUUCAUAUUGCAUUCCUUAAAGGGCUACUGGUUAUUUUUAAGGAGGAUGAAAUAUGAUUAUAACUUAGGAAGCUUGGUUUCAUUUGAGCACAUUUUAAAUGUUAGUGCCUUGCAGAAAAGUUUUGUGGACAAGAUUCCUUUCGCUGUGUAACAAAUGCUUUUACUGUUUAGCCAAGGUUUGCUACUAAUGGCUCAGAGACUGAAAUGAAAAGUGAAAUGGCUGUUGUCUCCCCUCUGAUAGCUUGAUUUUAUUUUUAUUUCUGCUACCCACUGUUAAACAAAGAAAGCCAAGAUCAGGAUCCAAAAGCUCAAACAAACUAACAUUUAAUUUCCCAACUAGAAUAAGACUGGCCUUGCCGUGAUGUGAAAGUCUUGUAUAGGAAACAUUUAUUCGUAGCUGCACAGUUGAGCAUAGUGAUUGCUGGAUCAGGGUGUACUCUUGCCUCCAGACAGUCAAGCAGGUAAAAAACAAUCGAGACUAAGAAGUCGGACUGACUCAAUUUCUCUCUGUUGAGAAAUGUUUUAACUGUGUUUCUUGCCCCUACUUCUUGCUCUACUUGAGAGAAUGGACCAAAAGUCUAAGUAACAGCGGUUUGGAAAGCAAUAAAGAGGCCAGAGUGUAUUAUCUGCCACUUAUUACUGAGGGUAUAUACUCCAAUGAUAGAGCAAUCGCUAGAGUUUUGUCUUUGUGUUUGCUUCUUUCUUGCUUCUGUCAUUCCUGUGUACUAUCUUGGAGCUUCUCGUGGGCAAGAUCUACAACUUCAAGUUGUGUGCAAUGGAUUCUAAGGGCAAACUGCCAUAGUUCCAAGUCAUUUAUUGUUUUCGUUUUUCUCGAGGAAUUCUUAUCCUAAUGGAAACUGCAGCAUGACCGGUGAAAAAUUGUUGACCAGCUAAGGAAAAUGUAUUUACAGUAGUUUUUAAAAACUAUUUGGAAAAGAGCUUAUACUUGGAGAAAAUUUGUCUUUACUUUGGCAAAGUCCCUAGACAUAAGCUUUACUGUGUACCAGGUCAUGGAUCCAUCUUUCCUACCUUAGCAUGAAUCCUUGUGGUACAAAGAUACUCUUGUCUUCUCAACACUGUUGUGUUCCACUACCACUAAUUUCACAUCAUCACUAGUGUAGUGACUACUGAAUGGUCUAAGUACACUAGAUUGACAUGGGUCAUGAAUAUUUGAUUUUAUUGGCAGUACUUAUGCGUCUUAAGAACAAUAUGAUAAAAAUGGAAACAUUUUCCAUGUGGGCUAAUUUAGGAUUAUUAAUAGAAUCAUAAAGGCAUUUGACCACUCUUUUUUCUGUUUUGUUCUGAUAUGAUGAUUGGACAGGGAGUUGGACAAAGAAACAUUGCAUAAAAUGGAUCACUUCGAUGGUGUAGGAGAGGUGCUUGUUGCUACUACUUUUUAUUUGUCUAUGCAAUCUACAAAUCAGUUCAUACGGCCUCUGACAACUGUUCUGGUGAGCUAGCUUUGUGUAUUUUGGAGAAACUGUGACUUUUAUUAUUGAAUAACUGUGUGAGUAAUUAUAAUAAUAAAACUGUGUAUAAGAAUAUAAUAUAAUAAUUAUGUGAAUAAUAUAAUAAUGAAACUGUGACUUUUAUUAUUGAAUAAUUAUGUGAAUAGGAGUUUUAAAAAAAUGGAUUUUCUGUUUCCUGAAAUAGAGGCCUUUUCUUUAAGAUUAUUUUGCUUCACUUUAUGUUAGUUAUUUUUGAUGUUGUUGGUAUGAGAAUUACUCUGUUAAAUUGUUUUUCAAUCCAAGUUGUUGACAUUCCAGCUAGCAGUAUCCCUACCUUUCGCCUUUGGAAUACAAAAUGAGAUGCACUUUGGAAUACUUAAAUCUUAAUUUUUGAAUGCUAGAUGUAGGUAUCAGUUCAAACUAACUACACCAUUAUAUGAAGAGGGAAAAAAAUAGGUAUUUUUUUUUUUUUUUUGAGACGGAGUUUUGCUCUUGUUUAUCCAGGCUGGAGUGCAAUGGUGCGAUCUCGGCUCACCGCAACCUCUGCCUCCUGGGUUCAGGCAAUUCUCCUGCCUCAGCCUCCUGAGUAGCUGGGAUUACAGGCACGUGCCACCAUGCCCAGCUAAUUUUUUUUUUUUUUGUAUUUUUAGUAGAGACGGGGUUUCACCAUGUUGACCACGAUGGUCUCGAUCUCUUGACCUCAUGAUCCACCCGCCUCGGCCUCCCAAAGUGCUGCGAUUACAGGCGUGAGCCACCGCGCCCGGCCCAAAAAUAGGCAUUUUUAUGACUAGGAAAAAGUUGUUGGCAAAGAAGAGUUCUGUUUUGUUCAGUCAGUUACUGAAAUGGAAUUUUUAUUAGGUGUGUCUUUGAGGCUAAAAUGAUUUAAUACUUACAGUCACCUAUGAGCAUUUGUGUAGUGAGUUCUUGGAACCCUUUGUGCUCCUGGAGAGCAGUUUAUGUAGCAAAUGUGUAGUAAGCGAGUGUAUUAUGACUUUCCUAGCUAGCACACCAUUGAGCACGUGAUGUUUCGGUGUACUGGAGUGCAGCAAGCAGUUAAGCCAUGGGGUGUCAAGUAGAAGCUCAGGCACUUGGUCAACCCAGUUAUAAAUUUCUAUUCUUCACAUGUCCUCCUAUUUUCUCUGUGUGCAUUAUAAUUGGUUUUAGUGAUCCUGUCAAUUUGACAAACCGAAAAAGGUAACAAAAGUAAAGUCCAAAUAGUCAGUAAAAGUUGAAUAGGGGCAAAUAUUAAUAAGGGUUCCUAUCAAUUCAGUUUCUGUUACUAUUCCUCUUACUGAUUGCCUUGACUGGCAAGUUGACUGUUUUACCUUAUGUGAGGUUUUAUUCUUUUAAAAAUAGAGUUCAUGAACUUUGUGCUGGCUCCAAAUGUGUCAAGCUCUGCUCUCAUCAUUGCUUUGUUCAGUUGAUAAAAUUCCUGCUCAUUUAAAGCAUUCCUAACUCAGACUAUUAACACUCCUGCCUGCCACGUUUUUGCUAUCAUUGUUUCACAUCAUUGACUUGUGUAUUCAGGUGUCCUUUUUUUUUUGAGACGGAGUUUCACUCUUGUUGCCCAGGCUGGAGUGCAAUGGUGUGACCUCAGCUCACCACAACCUCUGCCUCAAACAAUUCAAGCGAUUCUCCUGCCUCAGCCUCCUGAGUAGCUGGGAUUACAGGCAUGCUCCACCACACCCAACUAAUUUUUUGUAUUUUUAGUAGAGACGGGGUUUCUCCAUGUUGGUCAGGCUGGUCUCAAACUCCUGACCUCAGGUGAUCCACCCACCUCGGCCUCCUAAAGUGCAGGGAUUACAGGCAUGAGCCACAGUGCCAAGCCGUCAGGUAUCCUUUACUACAUAAAGGAAUGAAGCUGGUGACAGCCAUUUUCAAGUAUAAUCUGAAACUACUUCCAGAUUUUUCUACAAAGGUAUUUGGCAUCUGGUUAGCACUCAUGUUGGAUGGGAACCCUGGGAUAGCCCUUUAGGUUUCUUGACAUGUUUAGGAUAUGUGGCCAAUGUUACUUGCUGGCACCUACCCUGAAAAAGUUGAACUGGUGUCAUACUUUUAUGCUUCUGUUACGUCUAACUAUAAAAUGAAGGAAAUGCUCAUGGCACUUCCCCCUUAUUUAGUGAGUUCUCUGCAGCUCUCAGAGGAGUUGGCCAGGGGCCGCUGGAUGCCAGUCCAUGUUUCUGUUCUUUUCUAGUUCCUGUAAUGUAAUGUUGCAUAAAACGUGCACUUGUUAUCUUCUUUUUUUCUUAUGUUCUCCUAAAAACUGAAAAGUAAUAUUUGCUAUUAUCAUCACCAUUUCUCAGACACUAAGAAUAAGGCCCAUCUUGCUAAUUAUUUGACCUAGGAGUCUACGUAAUGAACUGCAGAGCUAAACAGAACUUGGGAUUCUUUCUGGCCUUCAUUUCACUACUGAGCCACAGUUUCCACCCUUUUCAGCUACACUUAAAACAGGACCAAAGAAACUAAUUUCCAGGUACCAAGAAUAUUUCUCGCAUCUCUUCUUCAGUGUUCCAGUGUUAGGAUUUAUAUGAGAUUUAUUGUAUGAAGUAAAGCUUCAUUGCCAGUUAUAAACACGAUCCACUCCCAUAUUAUUCCUGAUUUGACUGCUAUCCCAGAAGGUGAUGGAUAGUUGAAGAAAGAUUAAAAUGAAUGCAGCCCCUAUUUUCUUUUUUGCCCUUCUAAAUUUGAUUUAACAGGUUGCUUGCUGCCAGGAAAUUUCAUGAAUGGGCAAAUGUUAAUAAGCCAGAUUUUUCCCCUUUAUAGUAAUAAAUGUAACAGAAUAUCUCCCCAAAGUAGAUUCAGUUAGAGUAUGUUAGUACUUGAGCGAGUACUACCUGAACUUACAGGAGAAACCAACUGCAACCACUCUGAAAAUGAUGUGGUUCCUAUAAAACUUGGUUACUGCAGUCUGAACAUAUUUCAUGCUUUGAAAUAUUUUGUCCAUAGUUCUUUUUGUUAGUGAAUGUACAGCUUGAGGAGAGUUCUGUAAAAACUAGAAUAGACUUUCUGCUUUCAAAAUACUUUUUAAAAAUCAAACUGAGGAUAAAGUUGCCAAGUGACAGGAUUUCCCCACUUUCAGAGUAACAAAAGUGAAAGUUGGAUUUUGAUCAAUUUUGCUUAAUCUUCUUAGUGAAAACCUAAGAUCCAAAGUGCACGCUGAGCGCACGCACCAAGCAGUUAAGCAGUUUUGUUGUUUUAGUGCCGCUGAACGUGAACUGGUACAUGUACACACAUGCCACACAUAAAGAGUCCAUUCUUGCUCACAUGCAGACCGAGAAGUCUGGCCGCAGAGGUCUUGGGCUCAGUGGUAGUUGGCAGCCUCUCUUCUCCUGUAAACAACAGCCUGACGUCACCCCAUGCAGUGGUGAUAGCAGACCAACUUCAGAGAUUCCCAAUUGACAGAAUGGUGGAAGGGCUGGCUUUGAUCAUCUUCAGUCAUGCUUGAGUGAACGCAAUGCAGAGAAAUGUGUUAAUGUCAGACAUACUGGAGUAGCCCUUAAAACUGUUUUUGAAGUACAUAAUCUGUGAAUCUUCACAUGUAAUCCCAACAACAAAUCUGUGUGAUCAGCAAGAGAAUUGUGGCUAUUCCGAUCAUAGAAAUGUGCCAGUUCAAGUCCAGAGAAUACAAAAGUUGGUAAGUGGUGGUGGAGUGACUCAAAUUUAGGCCUUCCAAACCCUGUCUUAUCUCUCUUUCCACUAUAUUGAAUAUUUCUGUAGAAUAGUAAUUGUUAAUUGUUCUAUUCUGCUACUUCCUUUCUCACCUAAAAUGUGUGGGGUGAUGAAUUAUGGGAUUCCCCCCCCCCGUAGUCAAGACAUCUGUGCAUUAAUGUCAGAUAUACUCUUUCUGCAUUCAGCAACUCCUAGACAAUAAGGUAACACACUCCUCUGCCUCCGAGAGAGCCUUUGAAAAAUCUAGCAUAAGCCUACCCUCACAGCUUAAUUGGGAAGAUUUAUUAACAAGAUGAUCCUGUUGCUCAUUUGGCUUCUGAAAGCUACAUAAAACUGAGAGGAUGAAUGGUCGUAAUUCUUGUGUGUUGUUAACUGGAAGAGACAAAACUAACAUGAAAGGACUGCUCUAUUAGUUAGAAAUCAGAAUUUUAUUGGGGGAGGAGGAGAAAGUUGAAUAGCUACUGGUGAAAAUACAACUUAUUAGUUAUAUAAAACAGUUGUCUUUUCUCAUGUGUCCACUUCUGUUUUACUUUCAGGCAGUUACAAAAAGUAGAAAAAGAACUGUUACCUUUCAUGAUUUAUAUAGUUGCAUAUAUGAUUUGGGAAUACUUCACAUUGUAGGUAGCUCUUGGUUUUCUGUUUGUGACUGAGUUAGUUUUUCAGGGUGACCUUAAGAAUAGGCGGGAAGAGUGCUUAGAUAUGUGUGGAUUAUUCACAGUGAAGUAUGUGGACCUUCUGUGCUGAAUGCCCAGAACUUGGAGCAGCUCACCUGAGAGGUGUAUGUUUAGGGAAUACAAAAUUAUGUUGAUUUUAGUUUACCCCUGACUGAAAAUGUAUUAACAUCCUAUACAUUAAAAAAGCAAAUGUAGUUUUUAAAAAAACUGCUUUUUAAAAAUGCUCUUGGGAGAUAGUACGCACGCAAAAAACGAGUUUUAACUAAAGCUGUGAUAACCAGAGGUUAAUUAUUUAGCAACCUCAAUAAGCUAGCAUCUAUACAAUAAUUGGCUAAAAUAUACCCAAGAAAAAAGUACACUUGGGCCAGGCGCGGUGGCUCAUGCCUGUAAUCCCAGCACGUUGGGAGGCUGAGGCAGGUGAAUCACCUGAGAUCAGGAGUUUGACACCAGCCUGGCUAACAUGGUAAAACCCCAUUCUACUAAAAAUACAAAAAUUAGCUGGGCGUGAUGAGGAUAGCCUCCCGAGUAGCUGGGUGUGUCUGUGUCUGUAGUCCCAGCUACUUGGGAGGCUGUGGCAGGAGAAUUGCUUGAACCUGGGAGGCAGAGGUUGCAGUGAGCCAAGAUUGCACCACCACACUCCUGCCUAGGUGAUUGAGCAACAGUCCAUCUCAAAAACAAACAAAAAAACUACAUUUUGGGUGAAAGAACUGUAUCUUACUGAUAAAAUAAAACAACCUAAAAAGGGUAUUUAUUUUGCAUUUUAUUUCAUUAAAUGGAAAAAGAUGUUUUGCCUUUAAAAGAUGAUACUACCAGUUUUUAAAAUUACAUCAGGCUGAAGGAAUAAAAUAUAUAAAACGUUCUUAAAGCCUCCAUUUAUGAAGAAACAAAGAAAACAAGUCACUGCCUUCUUAUCAUCUCUCUCUUUUUCCUGUGAGUGACAAAGAAUAGGAGCAAGUAACAGCUGCUGGCCAAAGCCUCUCGCUUCUGUUCUGCAAUUAAAGUCUCAAAGUCUGGGGCUACUGUGAGAGUGGACUGACACGUGCAGGGAGCAGCCCGAGCAAUGCAUUGUGCUGGGGAGCAUCCUGCGGUAAGCUGCUCAUGCAGGGAGUAGCCAUGCAGCAGCUCAAGCUGAGAGCAGCCCUUGCAGUGCUGUGUGUACCCUGUGGGAUGCAGUGCAGAAAGCAGUCAGUGCAGCAGGCAUACCAGUCUGGGUCUUCCCCAACACUGCCCUUGGGAAAACCCACACCUAUUCUUACAGGAAUGGCAGGAGGGAGUCUGCCCAAACCAGCUUUAAGUUAAAAACAAAACAAAGCAAAAGAAUUUCUAAAGUGAUGCAGCUUAUCAUCUAACAGGCAGUGGAGUUUCUUAGCACUGCCUGAGGUUGUUUGUAAUUGUAAACAAGUAGUAGUAAGGGCAGAGGCCAGAUGUUAGAUAACUGAAGUCAGUGGUAGAGACCAGCUGGAGAGCCAAGCUGGGCUUAGAUUUUAACUCUUAAGUUGUCUUACUGUCCACUCCACACAUAGAUAUAACAUGAGCAAAAAACAAAGUAGAAUUUCAAUUUUAAUUCUUCAGGAAAGCAUUAGCUUUUUUUUAACACCUCAGAGUUUGUUGAAAAAUCCAUUUUGGCAGGUCGGUACAAGGAAUAAUAGCAUCUGUAUUUCUAUGGUGCCUUGCAGUUUGUAAGUGCUGUCACGAGCAUUAUCCUAUUUAACACCCACAGUCACAGCCACCUUGUGAGGUAUUGUCUUUCCCAUUUGACAAAUGAGGAAACAGACUUCUGAGAGUUUACAGCUUGUCUAAGGACACACAACUAGUAGUCAUUAGAGCCAUCCUGCUCCAGUAUUCCCUCCACUGUGCACCCAGCACUUUGAUAGCAUCUAGCUUCCUGUCUUCCCUAUCUCUCACUCUCAUAUUUGCACAGAAAACCACAGUCUAACAAUCUGCCUUAGUGACCAUUCCAUGUUACUUACUCACAGUAAGAACAUAAAUGUCAUCAAAGGGUAGCUUCUUGAUUGACUUUGAAGUCAAUAAUUGAAUAAAGGAGGAGCCUUGUUAUUUCUUACUUAGAACCAUGCUGAAUGAACCUUAGGGACCAUUUUGUUCAAAUAUGUACAUAUAUCUAAAUCUAGAGUAAAGGCCUUCAUAAGGAAAGUGAAACUCCAGUUAAUUGCAAAGACUAGGGCCCACUUCCUCAAACUCAGACCAUUGUGUUCUUUCUUUUAGAUACCUUUUUCAACAGAGGUACAGUUCUUGUCUCAAGAGCCAAUUUGACUUGAGCUUCAGAUAUUCCUGAGUAUCUACUCUGUGCAAAGCCCUGUGUGGAAUCAGCUCUGCAGGAGUUUCAGAUCUAGUGAGAGAGACUUAAUCUAUGAGAAAAUGCACCCAAUGCUAAGUCUUCAGCCAUUUAAAAGACUAAGAAUGUCAUAGAUAAUCCAAAUUUGGUCUUGGUUGUCUGGAAAGAUUUAUGAAGAAGUCCUUUCUUAUAUGUUCUUAUACGACCUCCUAUUUGUAGAAAAAUAGCAACUGUGGCCACUUUGGAACUUUUGGAAUAAUGCCACCCAUUCCUGAAAAGCUGAAGUAUUAAGAUUAAAAGCAAAUCAAACUGUGAUUAUUAGCACCAAGUUUCUUUUCUUUUUUUUUUUUUUGAGACGGAGUUUCGCUCUUGUGCAAAUGCAGGCUGGAGUGCAAUGGCAUGAUCUCGGCUCACCGCAACCUCCGCCUCCUGGGUUCAGGCAAUUCUCCUGCCUCAGCCUCCUGAGUAGCUGGGAUUACAGGCACGCGCCACCGUGCCCAGCUAAUUUGUUGUAUUUUUAGUAGAGACGGGGUUUCACCAUGUUGAUCAGGAUGGUCUCGAUAUUUUGACCUCGUGAUCCACCUGCCUCGGCCUCCCAAAGUGCUGGGAUUACAGGCGUGAGCCACCGCGCCCGGCCAGCACCAAGUUUCUCUUUAGGCCUUGCCCUAAAAGUUUUAACUUAGAAAAUAACAUAAAACUCAUAUUUUAUUAUAAAAGCCCUGGUAAUAACUUUGAGCUCCUUAAAGUACAUUUUCAAAGAGCUGAUGGUGAGGAAGCCACAUACUUCAUGGGCCUUCCCUGAGCACUGAUCAGCUGAGAACCUGGAGAGCCUUUCUGAGUAUACCCCCGAUAAUUUGGGCUGUCUGCAAGUCAAGCUGAAUUGAUAGGGAAUGCAUAAUUGAUCAGGAUAAUUACAAGUGCCGUUAUAUAAAAGAGAUCAGUUUACCAAUGAACACUCACAGAAUGCCUUUAUAGACCUAACUUGCACCAGAGUUAAAUUUGUCUUUCUCAAUAGUUGCUUUCAAAACUGAACAAACUGCAUUGUAUAAAUGGGUCAGCUUUUACAGUAUUCUGCAUAAAAUAUUCAGAUAUACACAAAGGCAGUUGGAUUGUAAAUUUCAAGGGCAAACUAGUCUCCAAUAAAGCAGGUAUGGGAGGAAGCUGUGUUAUGUUCUUAGAGGAAUGAGUUUCUCUUUAACUUAAAAAACUGCAUUCAAUAUCCUGCUUGCUUUGCUUGGAUCAUACUCAGCUUCUAUUUUUUGCCUUUUAGCCAACCUCUUUUCAUUUUUUCAUGUUUCUGCCUCUCAGUCAGCAGUAUUUGGCUAUAAUCAGGUGAUUUUGCCCUCAGUUAGUUCUCCAGGGCCUAAGAACUCAAUAGAAUAGAAUAAUUUGGGGUUAGUUUUUUUGGUUAUUUUUUGAGACAGAGUUUUGUUCUUGUCUUCCAGGCUGAAGUGCAAUGGUGCAAUCUCAGCUCACUGCAACUUCCACCUCCUGGGUUCA